Messenger RNA from Penicillium oxalicum, 1143 nucleotides. RefSeq names its product glycoside hydrolase family 28 protein. Gene Ontology annotation, molecular function: polygalacturonase activity. The transcript is spliced from 6 exons. Gene Ontology annotation, biological process: pectin catabolic process. The record is from RefSeq and is a predicted model, not a curated record. Bases 1 to 1143 code for a protein of 380 amino acids. NCBI's taxonomy places the organism in Eukaryota, Fungi, Ascomycota, Eurotiomycetes, Eurotiales, Aspergillaceae. Gene Ontology annotation, cellular component: extracellular region.
AUGCGGCCAGCUUUUACUUCACUUUUGGCCGCCUCCUUGGCGCUGGGCGCAUUGGCGUCACCCGUCGCUGAGCCGGCCAUCACGCAGGCCCCGAGCUUGGCCAAGCGAGCUACCACAUGCACUUUCUCCGGUUCCAACGGUGCUGCUUCGGCCAGCAAGUCGCAGACGGCUUGCUCGACUAUCGUGCUCUCCAAUGUGGCAGUUCCAUCUGGCACCACUCUGGACCUGAGCAAACUUGCUGAUGAUACCACGGUCAUCUUCGAAGGCCAGACUACCUGGGGCUACAAGGAGUGGUCUGGGCCGCUGCUCCAGAUUUCUGGCAAGGGAAUCACCGUCAAGGGCGCUAGCGGUGCCUAUCUGAACCCCGAUGGCGCGCGCUGGUGGGAUGGCGAAGGCAGCAAUGGCGGCAAGACCAAGCCCAAGUUCUUCUACGCUCAUGAUCUCACCUCAUCGACCAUCACCGAUCUCCACAUCCAGAAUACUCCCGUUCAAGCUGUCAGCAUCAACGGCUGUGACGGUCUGACGAUCACCGGCAUGACUAUUGACAACACUGCCGGUGACUCUGCUGGUGGACAUAACACCGACGGAUUUGACAUUGGAAGCAGUACCAAUGUGGUCAUCACAGGCGCGAAUGUCUAUAACCAGGAUGAUUGCGUGGCGGUCAAUUCUGGAACUGACAUCACUUUCAGUGGCGGCACCUGCUCUGGAGGUCAUGGACUCUCCAUCGGCAGCGUCGGUGGUCGCGAUGAUAACACCGUCGACACGGUCACCUUUACAAACUCUGUGGUCAAAAAUUCGGUGAAUGGCAUUCGCAUCAAGGCCAAAUCCGGCGAGACCGGCGCAAUCAAGGGCGUGACUUACUCGGGCAUCACCCUCCAGUCUAUUUCCAAAUACGGAAUUCUCAUCGAGCAAAACUACAACGGCGGUGACCUUCACGGCGACGCCACCAGCGGCAUCCCCAUCACCGGCCUAACCGUUAAGAAUGUCUCUGGUGUAGGUGCGGUUUCCUCCAGCGGAUACGACGUGGUAGUUACCUGUGGAUCCUCCGGCUGCUCCAACUGGACUUGGUCCAAUGUCCAAGUCACUGGUGGAAAGACCUAUGGUAGCUGCACCAAUGUUCCCAGUGUGACCAAGUGCUCUUGA